UUCAUUUGAGUGAAAAUGGCGUCCAGCACUUUAUCCAUAAGAAAAUCGUCGGCAUUGCCUAGGCGAGGAGGAGCUAAAAUGGUGGUUUUGAAUUCUCUGCAUAUUCCUCCGUCUCCCUCUGCCUCUUCACCUUCGAUUGCCACUUCUUUCUCAAACUGUUCAAACGCAAGCCUACAUCUCACAAGGCGAGGAGCUCUAAUUUCUUGCUCAACUGCAUUAGUAGCUUCUUUCCUCAACUUCUGCGAUCCCAUUUUAACACCGCCUUCAUAUUUCUCUGCGCUGGCCGUUCAACACGUUCAACAGGAAGAUGAGCUUGAGCAAGAAGAAGAUAGAGUUGUUCGCCUCUUUCUGGAAACUUCAUUAUCUGUUGUUUCUAUUAAAGACCUUGAGUUAUCCAAAAACGCAAAGAGUUCUCUCAAUGAAGUCGUGCUUACUGAGGAUGAAAAUGCAAAAGUUGAAGGGACAGGUUCGGGCUUCAUUUGGGAUAACUUUGGUCACAUAGUAACUAAUUACCACGUUGUGGAAAAAUUGGCGACAGAUAAAAGCGGAUUGCAGCUUUGUAAGGUGUCUGUAGUUGAUGCCGAGGGCAAAAGAUUCUACAGAGAAGGCAAGAUUAUUGGAUUUGAUCCAGCUUAUGAUCUAGCUGUUCUCAAGAUUGAUAUUGAAGGCCAUAAUUUGAAGCCUGCUAUUCUGGGUACAUCGAAUGAUUUACAUGUCGGUCAAAGCUGCUUUGCUAUUGGAAAUCCUUAUGGAUAUGAGAACACUCUAACAACUGGGGUGGUGAGUGGACUGGGCAGGGAGAUACCAUCACCAAAUGGAAAGGCAAUCCGAGGAGCCAUACAGACGGAUGCUGCUAUUAAUGCUGGGAAUUCAGGUGGUCCAUUAGUUGAUUCGCAUGGCCAUGUUAUUGGAGUCAACACAGCAACUUUCACUCGCAAAGGGACGGGAGUAUCUUCUGGUGUGAACUUUGCCAUAGCAAUUGACACUGUUGUGCGAACUGUACCUUAUCUUAUAGUGUAUGGAACACCCUACACUAAUAGGUUUUGAUCAUGCAUAUCUUCCUAACUUCGAUUGUUUCUGAUGGCUCCCAUGUUCGACUUCCCACCAUGUUCUGCUCAGGAGGUUAUUCAUUAUUAAAAUUGUAUAUGUAUUACCUGCAAUCAAAUAUAAAUAACAAAGUGUUUCAAGAACAAUGUAAUUAUUCCUUGUAUUGCCAUCAAUUUCAAUCUGAUGUUUAGUGAGAUUGCCAUCCGAUGA
Tripterygium wilfordii is the source of this 1257-nucleotide messenger RNA. RefSeq names its product protease Do-like 5, chloroplastic. Gene Ontology annotation, biological process: proteolysis. The record is from RefSeq and is a predicted model, not a curated record. The coding region runs from base 16 to 1047 and encodes 343 amino acids. The transcript has 8 exons. Gene Ontology annotation, molecular function: serine-type endopeptidase activity. Lineage: Eukaryota; Viridiplantae; Streptophyta; Magnoliopsida; Celastrales; Celastraceae.